Mastomys coucha (southern multimammate mouse) is the source of this 750-nucleotide messenger RNA. It is a transcript of the gene Mpc1l, whose product is annotated as mitochondrial pyruvate carrier 1 like. NCBI's taxonomy places the organism in Eukaryota, Metazoa, Chordata, Mammalia, Rodentia, Muridae. The transcript has a single exon. The coding region runs from base 233 to 598 and encodes 121 amino acids. Gene Ontology annotation, cellular component: mitochondrial inner membrane. The record is from RefSeq and is a predicted model, not a curated record. Gene Ontology annotation, biological process: pyruvate import into mitochondria.
UGCACAGGCAUUAUGGUCUACAGCCAGCCAUAAGCCACUUCUUUCCUUGCCAAAAGCCUCUCACGUCAGCUGAACACGUCAGCAGCACGUGAACUGGUAUGCUUUAUGGUAGAGGCAUGAAAGCACAAAGCCGCUGGUCAUUGCUGCAUCAGGGUUUUCUGCGAGGUCCGCAUUCCAUGCUUAAUUGUUGGCUGGCAGCUUGGCAGUUGGCACUUCUCCGACUGAAGCGACCAUGGCAGCCUUAGUAGGGCUAAUGCGGAAAACGCGAGAUUAUAUUACGACCAAGGAGUUUCGGGAUUAUAUAACCAGCACCCACUUCUGGGGUCCUGUGGCCAACUGGGGUCUUCCACUGACCGCCUUUAAGGGUAUGAAAGCGCCUCCCGACAUCAUCAGUGGCCGCAUGACAACAGCCCUCAUCUUCUACUCCAUGGCUUUCAUGCGCUUUGCCUACCGUGUCCAGCCUCGAAACUACUUGCUGUUGGCAUGCCAUUUCUCCAAUGUGUUGGGGCAGAGCAUCCAGGGAAGCCGUUACCUGAAGCACCACUACGGUGAUGGAGCCAAGGCCAAAGCCAAAGCCACCAACCCUCGGGCCAAAUAAGCUUGAUGACUGGUGGGGUGAGAGGGGUAGCCUGAACCAGACUUGUAAGCACUGGACUCUAUUCCUCCUAAAGAAAAGCCAAGGAAAACGUGGGCUUGCAAACCCGAUUUAAACCUGCAGUUUAGUUAAUUUUAAAAAAAGCAUCAAAUUGA